GUCCGCAAGGUGGUCGUCGCGACAAACAUUGCUGAAACGAGUUUGACUGUCGACGGCAUCAUGUAUGUCGUCGACUCUGGAUACUCGAAGCUGAAGGUCUACAACCCCCGGAUGGGUAUGGACACGCUUCAGAUCACCCCAAUCUCCCAAGCAAACGCCAACCAACGAUCUGGAAGAGCCGGACGAACAGGACCAGGAAAGGCCUAUCGUCUUUUCACAGAAAUGGGGUAUAAAAACGAACUCUACCUGCAAACGAUUCCCGAGAUUCAACGAACCAGUCUUUCCAACACAGUACUUCUCCUGAAAUCGCUCGACGUGAAAGACCUCUUGGAUUUCGACUUCAUGGACCCCCCACCGCAAGAAACAAUUACAACCUCCCUAUUUGAACUCUGGUCUCUAGGAGCCCUCGAUAACCUCGGAGACCUAACGCCACUAGGCCGCAAAAUGACCCCCUUCCCCAUGGACCCGCCCCUCGCCAAACUCCUCAUCACCGCAUCUUCAGAAUACGAAUGCAGCGAGGAAAUGCUAACAAUAGUCUCCAUGCUCUCCGUCCCAAGCGUCUUCUACCGCCCCAAAGAACGCCAGGAAGAAUCCGACGCUGCGCGCGAGAAAUUCUUCGUCCCUGAAUCUGACCACCUAACCCUCCUCCACGUUUACACACAAUGGAAGUCCAACGGCUACUCAGACUCAUGGUGCAACAAACACUUCCUGCAUUCCAAGGCUUUGCGACGCGCAAAGGAAGUCCGCGAGCAGUUGCAUGAUAUCAUGGUUGCGCAGAAGAUGCCGCUGCUCAGCUGUGGGACGGAUUGGGAUGUUGCUCGGAAGUGUAUUUGCUCGGGUUUCUAUCACCAGGCUGCGAGGGUGAAGGGUAUUGGGGAGUUUAUUAAUCUGCGGACGAGUGUGACUAUGCAGCUUCAUCCGACUAGUGCGCUGUACGGUUUGGGAUAUGUACCUGAGUAUGUGGUCUACCACGAGUUGAUUCUCACGGCCAAAGAGUACAUGUCUACCGUCACUGCCGUGGAUCCACACUGGCUCGCCGAACUCGGCGGCGUCUUCUACUCCGUCAAAGAAAAAGGCUACUCGCAACGCGAACGCCGCGUCACAGAACUAGAAUUCAACCGCCGCAUGGAAAUCGAGUCUCAAAUCGCCGCAGACCGCGAACGCGCCGCCGCUGACAAAAAGCGCGAACAGGAGCGCAACGACCCCUCAAGACGAAAGCAUGAGGUUGAAGUUGGUUCGUCGGUGGUAAGACGGCCUGGUGUCGGUGCUAGGAGGAUUGGAGGGGUUACUGCGUCGUCGUCUUCGUCGUCUGGUGCUGGUGCUGGUGCUGGUGCUGGUCGUGGAGGUGGUGGGAGUGUUGUGAGGAGGCCGCAGGUGAAGAGGAGGGGAGGAGGAAGGGCCUUUUAGAGGUUAUUCUGUUGGAAUUAUAGUGCAUAUGUGUACAUAUACCCUGUUUGGCGUUUGGAUACAAGGGCUCUCUAUGGAUAUUUGGAAGAUUAUAUAACUGCAUGGCAUUUAGACCGGAAUUCAUUACAACGCUUUUGAUCCUCGAAUUGACAUCUGACAGUGAUAUAACGCUCGCAUGAUAUAAAUCAAUCAAUGCGCAAAGGAAACGAAGAAGCCCGCAGGACGCUCAUCAGAUAGAACAGCAAGAAACCAUGCAAGAGGUUUGAAUCAACCAAACCCAAGCAUAACCGUGCGACGAAUUGACCCUAUUCCCUCCAUUCUGAUAUCUCGUCCAACCGCUUAGUUGAUAAAGUUCACGCAGAAGAAAUGCAAGAUCACACUUCCGAAGACAUAGUCCGCGAACGCCCU
Messenger RNA from Aspergillus glaucus CBS 516.65, 1815 nucleotides. RefSeq names its product putative mRNA splicing factor RNA helicase (Prp16). Gene Ontology annotation, molecular function: RNA binding. The record is from RefSeq and is a predicted model, not a curated record. Gene Ontology annotation, cellular component: intracellular anatomical structure; spliceosomal complex. The coding region runs from base 61 to 1407 and encodes 448 amino acids. The transcript has 2 exons. Lineage: Eukaryota; Fungi; Ascomycota; Eurotiomycetes; Eurotiales; Aspergillaceae. Gene Ontology annotation, biological process: mRNA splicing, via spliceosome.